Messenger RNA from Phialemonium atrogriseum, 201 nucleotides. RefSeq lists its product as uncharacterized. The record is from RefSeq and is a predicted model, not a curated record. Lineage: Eukaryota; Fungi; Ascomycota; Sordariomycetes; Cephalothecales; Cephalothecaceae. The coding region runs from base 1 to 201 and encodes 66 amino acids. The transcript has a single exon.
AUGGGAAAGGUGCAGGUGCAACAGCUCUUCAUGCGGACCAAGACGUUGUCGCCAUUCUUUGUCUUCCACGACAAGAUGGACGCCAUCGUGCCAAGGCGCAACGACAACCUCUCCAACGCCAGUGCCUGUCAAUGCCCUUCUCACCAAGCUCAAGGCGUCUUGGACUGCCGCGGCAUCUACGUCAUCGGCACCACCAACUAA